AUGCAGCAAAACAACAACAAAAACCCAUCAAUCUCACUCCACAACACUCACGUCAAGCUCCUCGCCUUCGACCUCCUAACCCUAACCCCACCCUCCUCCCCCGACCAACCCUUCACCCGCAAAUCCAUCCCCAUCACCCGCCUCGAAACCCUAGGAACCAUCACCCUCCGCGAUCACAAACCCUCUAAAUUCCUCCGUUUCUCCAUCGACGAUGGAACUGGUUGCAUCCCUUGUAUCCUCUGGCUUAACCACUUGACUUCCCCUCACAUCGCUCGCCGCCGUAGUCCGCAGGAUGUUUGUCUGCUCGCCGACGCUGCUGCGAGAUCUGCGGAGGUUGUGAAGGUCGGGGCUGUUGCUAGGGUUAGGGGGAGGGUUACGGUUUUUAAGGGGAGUGUGCAGGUUACUGUGACGGAUGUUGUUGGUGAAAGGGAUCCUAAUGCGGAGGUUUUGCAUUGGGUUGAUUGUGUUAAUUUGGCUCGUAACUGUUAUAAUCUUGUUACUCUUUCUUCUUAG
Vicia faba (fava bean) is the source of this 513-nucleotide messenger RNA. NCBI's taxonomy places the organism in Eukaryota, Viridiplantae, Streptophyta, Magnoliopsida, Fabales, Fabaceae. The record is from the annotation of a GenBank genome assembly.